UCUAUUAUCUGUCUUGUGACAUUUCACAUUCCAGUAACAGAAACUGAAAAUGGAAUUGACAGUUUCAGAGAACUGGACAGCUGUGAUUAGCAUGUAGCUGUGUUCAUUUCAGUUCUGUAAAUGCAUCGAACAGAUGAUGUUGAAAUUAUGGAAGGUCCACUUACCAGCUCCUUAAGGGGUUUGGAAGGGGAAGCAAUUGCAGAUGGACAGGGCAAUGCAUAGAACUGUUCACCAUGGUUACUUGGAAAGUGACUCAGUAGUACCGAUGUGUUCAAAUGGCCUUCAAGAUCCAACCUCCAGCCUCCGUACUUUGAUAGAAGACAUCAAGAAAUUAGACGAUGACAGGGUGCACUAUUUUGCAAAACUGGCGACUGUCAUUCCAAGACUACAAGACUGCACACACUGUGACGGCAUCGACAUUCCAGAAUCUCCACAGUUCUGGUCCCAAGUACUGGACCUCCUGGUGAAACAGAAGGAAUGGCUGGCUGUGGAUUUCCUUGUCCAGCCAAGGACUGGACAUCGGGCAUCACUAGACGGCCGAGCGGCCACCCUGCCGACCACCGAUAUCUGUAUAGCCAGCAUCCUUGGGUCCGUGAAUGAUGUGGACCUGAGCGUCUGGGGUAUCCGACUGGCCAUCACACUCCUGGAGAAGGGCACGCCUAUAGAGAGUAUUGUAGAUGAAGACGGGGAACCUCUGAUGAUAGCUGCAGUCAGAUCAGCUACCAGAUCAGGUAAUCUUGACCUGAUGAAGUAUGUCCUGGAGAGACAGCCCGACCUUAUCCUGCAGAUUGACCAGCCCGACAGUCAGGGGGACACCCCCCUCCAUCUGUGUGUGAAGAGUCCCUCCCUGAGUGUCACCCACAGGCAGGACCUGCUUCAGCUGCUGCUGGGGCUAGGAUGCUGUACCAGUGUCCAGGACAGUCGAGGGAUGACCGCUGUGCAGUACCUGGACACUGAGGAUCCAGGACAUCAACUGCUGGAACAUGCAUCCCGAUAUGCAGGUGAAGGUCUGAGGAUAAGAAUGGAUAGCCUGAAAGUCUUGGGAGACGGUUGUUUUGAGAAGGAUGAGUAUAGAGAGGCACUGAAGUGGUACAGAGAGGCCAUGACCCUUGCCGAGAGUGUCUCCAACCUUAAACUGGAUCUGGCACUUCUUUACAGUGCUUGCUCAACUGUCUACAUUAAUUUGGCUAUCAUUGAAGAUGAGGAUGAUGAGACCAGUCCUUCAUCUUUCAGAGGCAUGGAAGAACUACACAGACAAAAGACACAGCUUCUGUCCUUGUUAUCUGGCCAUAACACUACUUCUGGUACACCAGUACUGCCGGUGUAUGAAGAUGACUUGAGCCAGGGACAAGGUGAUGGACCAAGCAACACUACUUCUGAUACACAAGUACAGUUGGAGUAUGAAGAUGACUUGAGCCAGAGACAAGGUGAUGGGCCAACCAACACUACUUCUGAUACACCAGUACAGUUGGAGUAUGAAGAUGACUUGAGCCAGAGACAAGGUGAUGAACCAACCAACACUUCUUCUGAUACACCAGUACAGCCAGUGUAUAAUAAUGACUUGAGCCAGAGACAAGGUGAUGGACCAACCAACACUUCUUCUGAUACACCAUUACAGUUGAAGCUUGGAGAUGACUUGAGCCAGAGACAAGGUGAUGGACCAACCAACACUUCUUCUGAUACACCAUCACAGUUGAAGCUUGGAGAUGACUUGAGCCAGAGACAAGGUGAUGGACCAACCAACACUUUUCAUGAUCCACCAGUACAGUUGGAGUAUGAAGAUGACUUGAGCCAGAGACAAGGUGAUGAACCAACCAACACUUCUUCUGAUGCACCAUCACAGUUUAAGCUUGGAGAUGACUUGAGCCAUAGACAAGGUGAUGGACCAACCAACACUUCUUCUGAUACACCAUCACAGUUGAAGCUUGGAGAUGACUUGAGCCAGAGACAAGGUGAUGGACCAACCAACACUUCUUCCGAUCCACCAGUACAGUUGGAGUAUGAAGAUGACUUGAGCCAGAGACAAGGUGAUGAACCAACCAACACUUCUUCUGAUGCACCAUCACAGUUUAAGCUUGGAGAUGACUUGAGCCAGAGACAAGGUGAUGGACCAACCAACACUUUUCAUGAUCCACCAGUACGGUUGGAGUAUGAAGAUGACUUGAGCCAGAGACAAGGUGAUGAACCAACCAACACUUCUUCUGAUGCACCAUCACAGUUUAAGCUUGGAGAUGACUUGAGCCAUAGACAAGGUGAUGGACCAACCAACACUUCUUCUGAUACACCAUCACAGUUGAAGCUUGGAGAUGACUUGAGCCAGAGACAAGGUGAUGGACCAACCAACACUUCUUCCGAUCCACCAGUACAGUUGGAGUAUGAAGAUGACUUGAGCCAGAGACAAGGUGAUGAACCAACCAACACUUCUUCCGAUACACCAGUACAGUUGGAGCUUGGAGAUGACUUGAGCCAGAGACAAGGUGAUGAACCAACCAACACUUCUUCCGAUCCACCAGUACAGUUGGAGCAUGAAGAUGACUUGAGCCAGAGACAAGGUGAUGAACCAACCAACACUUCUUCCGAUCCACUAGUACUGCCGGUGUAUGAAGAUGACUUGAGCCAGAGACAAGGUAAUGAACCAACCAACACUUCUUCCGAUACACCAGUACAGUUGGAGUAUGAAGAUGUCUUGAGCCAGAGACAAGGUAAUGAACCAACCAACACUUCUUCCGAUCCACCAGUACAGUUGGAGCAUGAAGAUGACUUGAGCCAGAGACAAGGUGAUGAACCAACCAACACUUCUUCCGAUCCACCAGUACAGUUGGAGUAUGAAGAUGUCUUGAGCCAGAGACAAGGUAAUGAACCAACCAACACUUCUUCCGAUACACCAGUACAGUUGGAGCAUGAAGAUGACUUGAGCCAGAGACAAGGUGAUGAACCAACCAACACUACUUCUGCUACACCAUCACAGUUGAAGCUUGGAGAUGACUUGAGCCAGAGACAAGGUGAUGGACCAACCAACACUUUUCAUGAUCCACCAUUACAGUUGGAGUAUGAAGAUGACUUGAGCCAGAGACAAGGUGAUGAACCAACCAACACUUCUUCUGAUACACCAUCACAGUUGAAGCUUGGAGAUGACUUGAGCCAGAGACAAGGUGACGGACCAACCAACACUUCUUCCGAUACACCAGUACAGUUGGAGCAUGAAGAUGACUUGAGCCAGAGACAAGGUGAUAAACCAACCAACACUACUUCUGCUACACCAUCACAGUUGGAGUAUGAAGAUGACUUGAGCCAGAGACAAGGUGAUGGACCAACCAACACUUUUCGUGAUACACCAGUACAGUUGGAGCAUGAAGAUGACUUGAGCCAGAGACAAGGUGAUGAACCAACCAACACUUCUUCCGAUCCACCAGUACUGCCGGUGUAUGAAGAUGACUUGAGCCAGAGACAAGGUGAUGAACCAACCAACACUUCUUCUGAUACACCAUCACAGUUGAAGCUUGGAGAUGACUUGAGCCAGAGACAAGGUGACGGACCAACCAACACUACUUCUGCUACACCAUCACAUUUUGAGUAUGAAGAUGACUUGAGCCAGAGACAAGGUGAUGGACCAACCAACACUUUUCAUGAUACAGCAGUGCAGUUGGAGUAUGAAGGAGCAAGCUGUUCAAAUGUAAUACCGAUGACAGAGGGUACUGAAAAAGUACACAAGAGGAACAUGUUCAGUGAAGACCUCGAUGAUAGAGCAAGCCACACAGAUGUUGGUUCAGAAGAUACAGAGAUCAGGGAAGCAGAUGAGAGAAAAGGUAUCAUUUAUGGAGAGGAUGAAGGAGUGAGCUGUUCAAAAGUGAUGCAAGAGACAAAAGAGGUUUACAAAUCAACGGUGAAUGAAGAAGUAGCGAGCACAUCCACAGGAGCUGUUCCUGACACAGCAGAGAGCAAGAGAAGGAAAAGGCAGGGACAGGUCUGCAAAGAUAGAGAUGAAGAAGGGAACAAUGCUGAAGUAAUUCUGAAGCCUAGCAGGGAAGCAAUGAACCAGAGUGAGAAAUACAGUGACAUGCCCUCUGAGGGAGGAUGCAGUACUGAUGUAAGUCAACUGGAUAUUGAUGGGACAAAUGACAAGUGGUCUCAGCCUGAUGUGUCUGAUGGCAAACCCAAAACAAAUCAGAUGGCUAAGAUUCCAUCCAAAACAGAAUAUGCACAGUCACAUCACACAAAUGAGAACACAGAGAACAAAAAGCAAGCCCCAAGAAUAUCAAAGCUAGAGCACAGCCAUCAGAGGCCACCAAGGAUCGCAGGUGUUUCAAUGGAAGAUGAUGAUAGUUAUGAGAUAUAUCCACAUCAAUGCUCCCACAAUACGGCACCAGGAGGACUUUCAGAACUAGUCCCAAGACAGUUGGCAGAUUGUACAGAAAUGGAAACAAGAGCCUCUCUAUCAAUUGGUGAAACUCCUAAUGAAGCUAUUGAUGACACAAAUGGAUGUUCAUCCAGCUCAGAAUCAUAUACUUUAACUGGGUCAGAUGCUUCUAAUGUCACUGUGAUUGAAAGAAAUCUGAAUGCUUCCACUUCAAGUGUGAAAGUAGAGAAAUGGUUGCAAAGUUGUGAUAAAAGUCAGCCAAAGUCAAUGAGAGAUGGUGCUAAGAUGGAUGAGAAGAGACAUUCUUCUGAUCCCCUUCUUGAUGAUGGGAGUUCAUGUAGUGAUGACCAUUCUGAUGCAAAUAUGACACAAGUUUCCAAACAGGCUGUUCAUAUGGAUUUGCCAGAUCAUAGAGAUGACAUUACAUGUGGAGAAACCAGUAAUGGAAAGAUACAUGGAGUGUGCUCAGUCAGUGUAAGUGCAUCAGAGAAAUCCACAACCACAGACACUGUAAAAGUAGAAACCAAAACAGAUGUUGUUUCCAAUGAGGUGUUUGAAAAUAGUCAAACGAAUACAACUGUUCUCAAGGAAAGCAAUGCAACUGCCAAGAUUCAAGAAAGAAUAGAUGAAGAAACAUGUGUUCCAUCCCAAAAGCCAACAAGUAAAAGCAAAACAAAAAGUCAGAAAAAGAAGAAGAAAAAGAAGGAACAGAAGAAGAUGAUGGUCAAGGAAGAGCAAUCACCUAAAGCUACACACGAGAAUGAUAGCCAGGGGGAAAAUAUAAAAAAUGAGAUAGUUGAUAAAGAAAAUUCUGAAAAACCCAAGGAGCAAAAGCCGAAAAUUGUGAAAUCUAUACCAGAAAGACCAGUUUUGAAAGUUUCGGAGUGCAAGUCAGAUAUUUUGGAAAUGAUUCAAAAUUCCACCAGUUCCAUCAUGAGGAGUAUCAGUGAAGCUCCAGGUAGUGAAGGGUAUGAAAAUGCAGCUUCCAUAAAGAAGGAGGCAGAAACUGCGGAAGAGGAGGGGGAAAAAGAUGAUUUUGGCACUUUGAAUGAUGAAGAGGAUGUGGAGUUUAAACCAGCCAUCUUUGAUAACUUGCCAUGGGAAGUAGAGUUCACAGCUGAUGCUUGGAAACGCCUUAGUGGCAAGACAGUACAACUGAGACUAAAGCAAAGGGCUGUAAGGAUUAUCACGGAACUGGCAAGUGGAAACUGGAAACCUGACAUUUGCAAACCUGUCAGCACUAGCACAGGAAAUAUUUUUGUAUCAGAACUGUCCCAAACCACUUCACUAAUAUGGGAGAAAGCUGUUGCAUUUUCAGGACUAUGCAGUGACUUGCCAAGUAAAAGAAUGCAGGAUGAGGAUGAUACGAACUUUGCUGUUAAAGGUGGUCGUAUCUAUACACAGAUUAUUAGAGUCUGGGAUAUUGUAUCCAGUGAUGAUGAUAUUCAGAGACUGUCUGAGUCAAUAAGAACAUCUUAUAAGAGAGGACAAACAUCACUAUUGAAAAGAAACUUGAAGGGACUGGAGAGAUCACACCAUACAGAAAAACAUAAACAGCUUCCUUUACAUUUUGCAGAACAAGAUAUGACGGUAAAAGCUACAAACCCUUACAUGUUCUUUCCCCCAGCAAGUCCAGAUCCAAGGGAAUACCAUAUCCUCAAGUUCUAUACAUUUACAGCUGCCUUAGUCAACAUCAUACUUUCCAAAAUGCACAGGAAAGCUGAUCUGCCUUUCAAGGUGACUGACAAGGAGCAUGCUAUCAUCCACCUCAGUGGGGAAGCCCCUAUCCUCCUGCUGGGAAGAAGUGGGACUGGCAAGACCACCUGUUGUCUGUACAGACUCUGGACAAACUUCAUCUCCUACUGGAGGCUAGCUCAGGAGACAGGUGACCCCUUUCUUCCAAGACUGGACUGGGUCUUUGCAGGGUCAGUUUCAGCUGAUGAAGAUGAAAAUGAAAACCCUGAAGAUGAUGAACAAGCAGAUACUCCUGAAGCAGCUGAAGUUCAACCUUCAUUUGAGAGACAGGAUGAGGAGGAGGAUCUAGAUCUUGGAGAAUAUGACCAUCUUCAUCAAAUAUUUGUGACAAAGAAUCCUGUGUUGUGCACAGAGGUUCACAAGAACUUCUAUGAACUCUGUCAUGCUUGUGAUGAAACUGCAGAUCAUGUAGAAACUGAAGGCCAGGAGAUCCCUUCUAGACUACAAGAUAUCGAGGAUCUAAGUUACCCACUUUUCCUCACGUCUAAGCAACUGUUAAUGAUGUUGGAUGGCUCACUCGGCCAGCCUUACUUCUUUGAAAGGAAUGAAGAUGGUAGUCUUGGUGUUACUGUGCAAGGAUGGGAAGAAGAAGGGGAUGUCUUGGGCUUCUCACUCAUGGAUCAAGACUCCGAUGAUGAGGAUUUUAUGGGAAUGAACAUUGACUAUGAUAUAGAUGAGGAUGUUCUGCAACAAGGAGCAGCGGCAGGAAUAAGACAACGGAAAGUGGAUCCAAGAAAGGAAGUCACUUAUGAGGUAUUUACUUCAACCAUUUGGCCAAAGAUUCAGAAGAAAGCAAAGUACCACCCAUCUCUAAUUUGGACUGAAAUCAUGUCUUUUAUCAAGGGAUCCUUUGAAGCAUUGACUAAAGCAGAUGGACAUCUCUCAGAGCAGGAGUAUAUUGAAGUUGGGAGAAAGAAAGCUCCAAAUUUUUCAGGAGAGAGGGAAACAAUUUAUCAAUUGUUUAAGAGAUAUGACCAUUACAAAAAGCAACAUUUGCUGUUUGAUGAGGCAGAUCUGGUGUUAGACAUUUUCAAACGCUUGAGAAUUCUGGAGGAAUUACCAUGGGUAGUGCACCAACUCUAUGUUGAUGAAACACAGGAUUUCACACAGUCAGAAUUAAGUGUCCUCCUUCGAAUCACACAGAAUCCUAAUGACAUGUUCUUGACAGGGGACACAGCUCAGGGCAUCAUGAGAGGCAUAUCCUUCAGGUUUUGUGAUCUCAAAUCGCUCUUCUUUCAUGCCAAACAAUCACUGGUAGCUGGGAAUCUGAUGCUGCUGAAUGAACCCAAGCAAGUAUACCAACUGACACACAGCUACAGAUCUCAUGCUGGGAUUCUUGCCCUUGCAUCAGCAGUCUUGGACCUGAUGGUGGAAUUCUUCCCCGAAUCAUUUGAUAAACUGAAAAAAGACCAAGGUCUGCUUGAUGGACCUCUGCCAUUGCUGAUGGAGUCCUGCAGGCCACAGGAUCUGGCAAUUCUGCUUCAGGGAAACAACAGAAAAGCUUCCCACAUUGAGUUUGGAGCCCACCAGGCCAUCCUGGUGGUGAACGAUGCAGCCAAGGAGAAGAUGCCGGACAUGUUGUCUAGGCACAGCAUCGUCCUCACAGUCUAUGAGUCAAAGGGGCUGGAGUUUGAUGACAUACUGCUCUACAACUUCUUCACAGAUUCACAGGCCACCAAAGAAUGGAGAGUUGUCACCACAUUCCUAGAGACACUUGCCAGUCGCCCACAACAUGAAGAACAAGCAGAAAACCUUCAUAUCAUAGAUGAAGAAAUGCUGAGACAGCCAAAUCGACCAAGAGCACUGGCAUUUGAAGCUAAUGAGCACAAAGUUCUCAACUCAGAACUGAAGUAUCUGUACACAGCCUUGACUAGAGCACGGGUGAAUGUGUGGAUCUUUGAUGAGGAUGAGGAGAAGCGGGCCCCUAUGUUUGAAUACUUCAAGGCAAGGAAGCUGGUCAGAUGUAUAUCCCAGACAGAGGAUGGUAAUUCUGAGUUUACCAACAUGGUGUUUGCAAUGAAAUCAUCCCCUGAGGACUGGGUGAGGAGAGGAGAUGAGAUGAUGAGCCAGACCCUCUAUGAGGUGGCUGUUAACUGUUACCGUAUGGGUGGGGAUGAAAACAAGGAACAGCUCGCAGUUGCCCACUGCCAGGCACAGGGGGCGCUCAAGCUGAAAGACACACCUCGGAAAAUGAGGGAGGAGUUUGUGUUUGCUGCACACAAGUUCCUGCACUGUGGGGAAGUCAUGAAGGCUGCAACAUGUCUGCAGAAUGCGCGUGAAUUUGAGUUGGCGGCAAAGUUGUUCCAGAAGAUGAAGAGGCAUCUAGAGGCAGCCAGGCUGUUCCAGAAAUCUGGCAAGCAUACCGAGGCCAGUGAUUGCUAUGAGCAGCUUGGCUUGUACAACAGAGCAAUAGAGUUGCUGGACAGAGAGGAACUGUACGAACUAGCCAUUGACUGCUUGAGGAGGUAUCAAGUGAAAGUACAGGAGAGGAGAGGAACAGACAGGGGAAUGAUGAAGGUGCUUGAGAAUAACAAGCCAGGAGCUCAGUUUACUCUUGACAACCUCUACUUCAAACUGGUCAAAUUCAACCAUAAACACAAGAACAAACCCAAGAUGUUAGCAGCAUUGGACCAUCUGCCCCAUGAUGACCAGUUGGAGUUUCUGGAGAAAAACAAGUAUCUCAAGGAAGCUGCUCAGCUCAUGUUAAAAGGAGGAAAAAGUUCCCAUUCUGAGGUUGCUCAGAUGCUGCUGCGACAUGGUGCUACCAGAGAUGCUCUUCAACACGCUGAACAAGGAACUGAUGUGGAUGUCCGUGGGAAAUGUCAUCACAGCUUAGCACUGGAGCUGUAUUCAGAGAUCAAAGAGAAAUGUCAGAGUGAGGACUUCAACGUGGAUUCCAGCCAAAGAGAAAUUAUCAGUCAUUUUCAAAAGGCAGCAUCUGCAUUUGAGGAAACAGAGAAUAACAAUAGUGCCGGAAUGGCUUCUUUCUUUAUCGCAUUGAUACAGAAGAGAAUAAUAAAUGCAAAAAAAGCAUUUGCACUCUUUAGGAAAGUCUCACCAUUUGCCAAUGAAGCAGGCAUGGUUGAAGCCCUGAAAAUAUUUGUUCAUUCUGUUUCCAAUGGGCAACUUUCAGACUGUCAGUUAUUAGUCACUGGUGCAGAGACUUUGCUAAGUAUCAUCACUACACUUUUGAAACCAGAUAGCCGAGAAAAGAGUAGCAGAUGCACAUUGUACUUGCAGUUCUAUGGGCUUCACCAAGAUGACAAGGACCCUAAUCAACUGAUGGCUUAUCCAAAACAGAGGCCCCUUUGUGCUGAUGUCUUGCCAGGUUUGUUCAGCAAGAAGGAAAAAAGGACUGUUCACCUUGAUAAGCAAGACAUGUCCCUUAAGAUUUCAUUGUACCUUGUUGGUAUUUUGAAAGAAUGGAUGAAGAUCUGCAGAAAUUGGAUAGAGAACGAUGUGUCCAGGAAUAAGCAGUGCAGGUCAUUUCAAGAAGGAAGAUGUGCAGGAAACAAAUCUUGUGACACUACUAAGUGUCACCAUCUGCAUGAGCCUUUCAUCAGAGCAACUGCUCUCAGAGGUUUAAGGGCACUGUUGUUGAGGGUCAGAUUAGAACAUGUCAUACAGUGUGGAGUGAAAUCAGUUCAGGACAUAGCUUUGAAAGAGCAAACCAGAAAAAAAACCCUUGACAAUGAACUUGGUACACUAACAGAUGAUACUGCAACACGUGCAGCAUUUGGGAGGUUGAUGCAUUUUGUGUUUCCAGAAAGUCAUCACUUUAGAAAUUUGACAGAAAAUAAAGAAGUGAUGAGAAUCUUCAAGGACACCUUGGACAGUGCGAAUUUGAAAAAAGUAAUUCAUCAAAUUGUGAAUCAGUGGAGUCAAAACACCUUACAAGUAAAAUGUAAGAGUUCAGAUUGGUUUGUGAGAGCAAUCAUUCUGGUCUCAUUGUUUAAGAUUCAAGAUAUUGACUUGAAAAAGAUGAGCUUCAACAUGAUGAAACAACUGAGAGACUCGCAUCUCCUUGAUGAAGAGGCAAGGUAUGCUUUUUUUUCAUUUGGAAGAAACAAUGUGAUUAUUCACCUUGGAGGUCAGUUCUAUAAAGCCUUUGAUGCAUUGAAAGAAGAUCCUGUAUCAUCAGUGUUUGAAUAUUCAACGUUUGUCAAAAUCCUUGGACAUCGUAACAAACCAUCACUGUUCCCUGAAAUGCCUCUGUUCCUGUUUUGGCAUGAAUUCUUUAUGACUGUUGCUCUUACAUCAUUUGCAAAGCUCUCUGAGACAGGAAGAUUUGUCUUACCAGCAACCUAUCUUGCGACCCUACCAUUCGUCAAUGGAAUGUUGCCACAAGGAUCAAGAUCAAUUCAAGGGUCAAUCAAUUCAGUCAGUAGAGACCAACGAAGCAUCAAAUUAUUUCAAGUUCACCUUCAAAGCUUGGCUGGGGUCCUGUGUGGCAAUAGGACAGAAAUGAAUCUUCUUUCAUACAUAUUUCGCCCAAGAGAAGAUUUUGACUACCUUCAAGCAGAAAGAUGCCUCAUCCUAGGUCUAGUAGUCCUUGCUAAUAUUGGACUGUUGCAAGCGCCAUCAGUGGAAGUGUCAUUGAUGGAAGCUAUCAUGAGACUGGAACUCCCAGAAAAUGCUCCAGCACGACUUACUAAAGGUCUGGGAUCAAUAAAGGAAUCCAAAGGUAUAGCAGACCUUGUGGAUAUUCUUCAGAGGAUGCUGAAAGAAAGGGAAGAUGAAUAUCUACAUUUGUGUCGGUGGAAAUGGGAUCCAUAUAGAAAUGAAGGUAUACAGCGCCAGCAGUUGACUUCUUUUGAUUUGUUCCCAUCAACAUUCAUUAGCUAUUUACAACCUAUGUCACCUGCAGUACAUGAUGAAAGGAAACACAAUGCCGCUGGAGUACUGCAGCGCUUCUUCAGGAACCUGACUCUCAUUGGACGUGUUGAAAUGGGGAAUCUGAAACAGAGAUGUCAACAGCAAAUGUUGAAAGAUCAGCAUGACCACUCUGAAGAUCAAGUUCCGGAUGAAAGUAGUGCAAGAAAUGAAGAAGAAAUUACUAUGAGUGCAGAAGAAGCUGAAAGACAAAAGGAAGAAUUUGAUAAGUUUCUUCAGGAUGAACAAGAAGACAAAUCAGCUUGGGUUCUGCAGCGCUUCUUCAGGAGGUUAACCUUCACAGGAAGAGUUGAAGGAGGACAUGUCAGAGAAAGAUGUCAAGAACAAGAACUAAAGGAAAUAUUUUCUUUCUAUGACAUUACAGAGCAGCAGUGUGGAGUCUGUUGGGAGUCUUUCAAAACAGAAGAAACUGAAAUUGGCAAACCAUCAAUAGAAUCUGAUCCAAUCCAAUCAGAAACAAAUUUUGAAACAAUAGAGAAAGAAGAAAUCACACAGCUGACUGUUUCAGAGAGUCUCAUGGAUCAGCAGAAGACAUCACAGAAACUGCGGGAAGAACAUUUAUCAUCAGUGAUUCACAAAGGAAAUAUGAGGAAUUUCCAGUUUUUUAAAGAUCUGUAUCGGGAAUAUUUUGUAUCCAAAGUGCUUGACAUUCAAACGUUCAUUGAACAAUUGAGAAACCAGAAAAUAUGCAUGGAUAUGGCAGCUGUUCAUCUUGUCCGCUUUGACUAUAUGAUGUCUGUAGUUCAAAUGCUAUAUCAAGGUAUUUUUCAUGAAUACAAGUGGGAUCUGGUAUAUGACCUGAGGUCCAAGCUCAUUCCAUUAUGUUUCUACUACAAUAAAGUCUCUGAAGAAUUGGAAACAAUGAAAAAACAAGCUGUGAUUCAACAAGAGCAACAGCCACAGUUGAUAUCAGGCGACGGCAGUUCCAAUCAAGAGAUGACAAAAGAAACUCUGGAAGUAGUUGAUCAUGUGGAGGAUAAACUAUUGGAAGUUGCUUAUGAGGAAGUGAAACCAAUAGGACCACCCAGACAGAAUAGAGAUGAUAUUGACCAAGGUCAUGGUCAUAGCAGGGAGCUUGGAAAUGACCAGAGAGGUGCAGGAUAUGUGGGAAGAGGAGUUCCACAACAUUAUGGAAGAGGUAAUGGAGGGUACAGACAUGAUCAUGGAGAACAUAGGAGAGAUCAAUAUCAUGAGGGCCGUAAUGACUACAACCAGGGACAGGAUGCACACAGGGGAGGUCGGGGAGGAAAUUGGAGAGGUGGUUGGGGGAACAGAGGGCCAAAUGAAUUCUAUGGAAGAGGUUAUAAUCAACGUGGGGCAGGAGGUUAUGGCAGAGGGUACAGAAGAGGUCAUGGAAGACCGGGAGGAGGUCCUGCUGGCCAGGCUAGAGGUAGAGGACAUCAGUUUCCUAAUGCACCACCAAGGCAUCAAAGACAACAACAGUUCCAACAGUACCAGCAAAACCGAUUUCAGUUUCAGUAAGUUUUAAUAUGAUUCACAAUUACUGGGACAUGUGGUAAACAGUGAGCUGUUGACUCUGCGAUGUAACUGAAUAAGCCAUUGCUACUGACAACAUCUGAACUCUUCAGCCAUGUGCGAGUGAAGACAUUUGUGUUUCUUGUCGUUAACCAGCUGGGAUACCAAAAGCAAAAUUGUUUUUUCUCGAGUUGUUGCUUUUUGGGUAGACAUAGCAACAGCCAACACAUAGAUGAAUAGUUUUAUUUUAAUACCAUCGAGUCUGUUUGUAAAUGGGGAUAGUUGUGUUCUUUUAACUUGCAAUGUACCAGAUAGUGAUCAUGUAAAGGUCAUUGGAAAUUGUGUGAAUGUGUUUUGACUUGUGACACAACUUAUUGUCCCAUCCUUUGCCUCAUGUGUCAUGUUUUCUACAUGUCUGAUGCCACGUGGCCGUUGAUGUUGACACUUUCACGGUUGACUCCAAAGUAAUGUGUCUAAACAGCACAAACUUCUGAUUCAAAUUUAAACAUGAUCAAGGUAUCCAUAUUGAGAUUGACAAUUGCCAUUUGGUCCAUUUGUGUUAUUGUGAACAUCAGUAAGUACACAAUAUGAUAUGGAAAUCUGAUCCCACAAUGAUCUUCAUUAUUAUAUAGAUUUCAGUUCAUCUGACAGCUCAUACCUUGUUGAAGCUCAGGUUUUGUGCAUAUGAUCUUUGUAAACAUGUUCCAGUAUGUCAACUAGGACAUUGAAAGUCCUUUUUCAUUUUUGACUUCCAUAUUUGGAGGAAGUACCAAGGACUAAUGAUGUGAUAUGUGCUAAAUAUCUCAGGAUUGUUUCUUUAUCCAUCUGCCACAUGAAACAACAUUAGACUACUACCAUGGAUAAACCCUUUCAGUUGUGUCACUAUAUAUAUAUUUAUAAAAAAUAUUUAUAUAAAAUAUUAAUAUAAAGUGUGUGAGUGCGUGCCUGCGUAUGUGUGUGUGUGCCUAGAUAUUUUCUCAUUCAACAAAACUGCUGUUCUGGACAGUUUGUUUGGCAGUCAGUAUUCCAACACACCGUAUUCAAUCUAAAUCACUUCAUUCCAAGUAAAGGACAGAAAACUGUGUGGUCACAAACAAAUAAUUAACUUCUUAACAUGUAAAGUGACAAUAUCUCCAGGCAAUGGGAGACUAGAUUCCAUAUAAUGAUAUAUAUAUAAUACUUCAACUAACCCAUUGGAACUGUUAUAAUGUACUUUUUCAUUUAUCAAUGUACCAAACAAUUUUGCUUGGGGAAAAAUCAGCACUUGGUUGUUUGUAAACAUAACUGUCAGGCAGGUGCAUAUUCAACUCAAUGCAUGGAUGUAGGCUGCCUUGCUGUAGAGCUGUGAGAAAAGUGAUAUUUCCCAUGGAUUGAAGAUGUGAUAGGGAAUGCUAGUGUUCAAAUCUGCCACAGUACCCAAGAUUUUUUUAUUGUCCCCCACCACAAUAGCUAGGUUGCUCGUGGCUGUGAUUGAUAAUCAAGGUCCUUCAAUGAAAGUGAUUGUAACUUUGUUAUUAAAGUAGUUAGAGGAAUAGGAUUUUCUAUUUCAAACUGUACUGCAUUGGACAUGAGUGUUUCUAAAAGGGAAGUCAUGUUGUGCCGAAAGUCCUCAUUCCUUUGUGAUUAAAGUUGCUGAAGGCAUAUCUAAUCUUGUCAGUCAGUGAUUACUGCUUAUGGUUGUAUUUGAUGUAUGAGAUAAUAGAUAAUAGAUCACAAUGUUGACGUGGAAGUGAGACAAGUUUGUUUGUUUUUUGGUGGUUGUUUUUUAUUAUUAGUAGUAGUAGUAGUUUAAGUAGUAUUAGCAGUAGUAUUUGUUUUGUUAUUAUUAUUAAAGAGGAAUAACAAACAUGUUUUGUGGGAAGCCAGUGCCUUGGAAAAUUUGAAAUAAAAUGUUGCUUUUUUAUCAUUGUAUGAAUAUAUACCUUGUCUUGUUAACACCAAUUGUGUUUUUGUUAAAACUAAUGACACCUGUAUGGUACUAUAUCCUAUGUUAAAAUAAACAAGGCUUGUUACCAUGGUGUCCAGGAGGUAACCAUCACUUAGGUGUGCCAAUGACUCUUGGUUGGAAUCUUCAUUGUUUCCCUGUCAUCGACAUCAUUGCUGUGUUCAUGAGUUUCACCAAAAUGGUUAAUUCGUGAGACAUCCAUCACAUGCUUUUAACUGAAGUACUGUUGAAAGAUGUUCAACCAAACUCACUCACCUAUAUAUACAUACAUACAUACAUACAUACAUACAUAUUAUUUAACCAUUCAAUAUGGGUCCACAUCUUACCUAGGAAUGACACUUGAUUAAUACUAUACUUUUGAUAGUAGUAGCUCUGAGACAGCCCUGUAAAGGGCUUUGGAUUGAUAG
This is a messenger RNA of Haliotis rufescens (red abalone), 14833 nucleotides long. Its product is annotated as TPR and ankyrin repeat-containing protein 1-like. Bases 203 to 12487 code for a protein of 4094 amino acids. The record is from RefSeq and is a predicted model, not a curated record. Lineage: Eukaryota; Metazoa; Mollusca; Gastropoda; Lepetellida; Haliotidae. Gene Ontology annotation, molecular function: protein binding; ATP binding. The transcript is spliced from 16 exons.